Messenger RNA from Penicillium subrubescens, 888 nucleotides. RefSeq lists its product as uncharacterized. NCBI's taxonomy places the organism in Eukaryota, Fungi, Ascomycota, Eurotiomycetes, Eurotiales, Aspergillaceae. The transcript has a single exon. Bases 1 to 888 code for a protein of 295 amino acids. The record is from RefSeq and is a predicted model, not a curated record.
AUGCGGCUCAAAAAAUCACAAAGGGCCGAGUUCUUCGAGGAAGAAGAAAUCAUCCCCGAAAAGCCCGCGCCACGACGACGCAUUCCAUCCAAACCCUUCCGUCUUCUGGAUUUACCGUCCGAGAUCCGCGAGCGCAUCUACCAUUUCGCCCUGUUCACUCCGGCGCGGAAGAGCGCUCUGAAGAAGAAUGGCACCGUGGGCGCAUCCGCAAAGAAAAGCAAAGCUUUCUCCCCAACGUCACAGCGCAUCGCGUUGUUCUUGACCUCGCGCCGUAUUCACGAUGAGGCCAGUUAUUAUUUCUACUCGACGCAAAUUUUCCGGCUCUUCCCCGUGCAGGAUUUCGCGAAAAUGCCGACCGUCCGCCAACUACCCCGUCGCCACCGCGGUUCCGUGACCACGAUCGAGUUGAUUCUCGGGAAUAGCUGGACUGCUCCGCCGCGAACAUGGACUGUCAAUCAGGGCUUGGGUCUGCACGAUAUGGUCCUCACGCGCACGUUGAAGGUCUUUCUCGAAUGCGAUCCCUCGCAGCCGAUCUUUGAGGGUUUCCGGGUCUCCAAGGAAUAUUACACCGAGUUUGCGGGGCGACUUAUGCGACAGGUUCUGGAACGACUGCCGGGUCUGGUCCAGGUCGAAUUCGAUGCGUAUCCGUCGGUCCACAAGAACGGGUCUUUGAUGACCCGGUUGCUGCAGGAGACUCGAGACUUUAACAAGAAAGUUCUAUGGGGCCCAGAGAGAGGCUGGGUAGACGACGAAGACGAUUAUGAUGAUCCGGAAAAGGAUCCGGCAGAUGCGGCCAUCGAUGGCCUGCGUGCCUCUCAUCCGGGGGUUGAUUUUCUGGCAGACUCACUGCAGCUCGUGAGUUUAGAAACGGAGACGGUGGCCGCAUAG